UAAAGUCUCCGCUUUGCUUAACACCCAUCUCUGCUGAAGGAGCGGAGGGGCAGAGCGGAGGGACCCCGGUCGUUUUUCAAUGCUGGGGAGCCGGGAAGCAGGACCCGCCGGAGGUGGGCAGGUGGCCGCGGCCAGCGGACCGCCAAGCCGGGAUCAGGAGACCCUUCCCGGCCGCGCAGGGUGUCGCCUCACCGGCCUGGUCAGCUGGAGGCGGAGACCAUGCAGGACUUCAGCCCUGUUUGCUGCAGCCAACGCGAUGUUCGGGUUUGUGGCCUUUGACUCGUUUCGGGCCUACACCCUCCUGGCUUUCCUCCUGGCCCUGCUGGUCAUCACGGUCACCACCCGAGAUGUAAUUCGGUCCAGAUCCGCAGGAGCCCAGCUUUGGCACAGCAUGACAACAAGCUGGGAGAUCAUUGAUUCAGGCCAGGACAGCCGGACUGGGGUCGGACCUCAGCUUACUGACUCCCUCAGACUCUUCCUGCAAGAGACAUCAGCUUUCAAAAAGCAAAACCCAGGAAAGUUUUGCCUGCUGGUUUGCAGCGUGUGCACUUUCUUUGCUGUCUUAGGACGCUACAUUCCAGGGAUCGUUAUCUCGUAUAUUCUAGUGUUGGGUGUCUUUCUGUGGCCUCUGAUUUCAUCUCAUGACAUCAGCUCGUGGCUGGAGCCAGUUCUGCAGAAGCUGGACUUUGGCAUCGGCGAGUUUUUUCAGAAAAUCAAAGAGAACCACGAAAAGCGACUCCUGCAGGCUCAGAAUGAGAAAGAAGGCAUUGAGUCAGACCUCUCCUCUAUGUUUCCAAAGCUCGAUUCCACAGUGUGUAAAGAGAUGUCUGUCUCGGACACAGAGGUGUCAGAUGUCACAUGGACAGACAAUGGUACUUUCAACCUGUCAGAGGGACACACACCACAGACUGAGAACUCAGAGAGAAGAACCGUUCAUUGGUGGCCUACUUGAAUUCCCUUCACUUGAUAAUGGCAUGACCACCAAUGGCGACGACGACGACGACCUCAGCCUCGGCCUUGCUUCACCUCCAACUCGGCUCCAAGAUCCAAUCAAAUCCAAGCACGAACCUCAAGACCAGUCCACCAAUGCCCUCGAUUUGGUCAACCAGAUGGCAGGUGAAGUUAUCACCGCUGCAGUCACAGCUGCCAUCCAGGAGAGAAUAGAAGCAGCAGUCAGCUUCAUGACGCCAACUGAAGACCCCAAGCGGGCGGGACUCACAGAAUCGAGCAGGCUGCUGGAGCUGACCGAGGAGUCGGACAGUGAGGUGGAGGACUUUGAGCUGCUGGACCAGUCAGAGUUGGAGCAAUUGGAGGGGGAGCUUGGCCUCGGAGAGAAGGCCAAAGCCAAAGAAGAGGUGCAGACCGACAGUCCCGCCUCUUCUGGCUUCUUGUCCAAACUCCUUAAACGCCACUGACGGAUGAAAAGUUUGAAAGCAGAUGGUGAGGUGUGGUUUCCAGAGGACAUGUGGAGGGGAGGCAACUUUAUAGAGUUUCAAUUUAGCUUCUUCCUGUUAAGCAAACAUCUACAGAAAUGAUCAGAUAGUGCUGUCUUUUUUUUUAAUCGAACCAGAGCAGCCCAAAGCUGAGACCACACCAUAUACCCUAAUAAUGGCUGACCAAACUGAGGCCUCUAAGAUGAUUUCAGUAACUAAUGAAAGAUCCAUGCUCAUCUGAAAACAGGCGUAUGGAUUUUUUAAAUGUAUACUUUUAUUAUUUGCUAUCAGUCAGGUGGAGGCUGGUCACUCACGUUUAUAAGGCUUUAUAUGACUUUCAAAUUAACACUGAAUUGACUUAGGCGUAGUUUUCAGGUUACAGUGUCGCUAUGUGGCAAGUGUGCAAAACUAGUGUAGUACAAACUAAUACAGUACAAAUGCUGACUUCCCAUAAGACUCAAAUCUUGUGACAUACUACUCCACUACUACUCCUUGGGUUGGUCCUUCACAUAGAGCUGAGAGAAAUUAGACAUUUAAUUACGCCUAUGAGUCAAGUCACAGCAAGGAUUAAGUCGGCUUUAUUUAAAGAAGCAUGAAAUGCUACACAAAUAAAGGCUAAUCUACACUAUUGAGCCCUGCUCUAAAAACAGACAUAGAUGUAAAACUGUCUGUGAAGCUGGAUUUAAGAAACAAGUGCUUAAAGUUAAAGUUUGAAAAACAUGUUUGGCGCCAUCUUCUGUCAGUACAGAACAUGACGUUAUCUGGUUAGUUCGUUGGUUGCGGCUAAUAGACUUAUAUUAGUUCAUAUUAGCUAACUAGUGACAGAAUCAAUAACUAGGAGGAAAAGUAAUGAUACUAAAACUAAAAAUCAUUCUAACGAGAUCACUUCUUUGCUGCCCCUGACUGCAACAAUGAGUUUUAUGUUAAGAAACUGAGGAUAUACUGUCCACUUUCACUGUGUGUCUCUUUUGCAGGAAGUGGCUGGCUGCUGUUUGGCUAGCUGCACCAAACAGGAAAAUUAAUCUGUUAGUCGUAAUGUUUGGAUUUGUAAAGCACUUUGUAAAUGAGGACUGUGUGGAGCAGAGCCUGUUCCUCACCAGGUCGGGUGUACUGAGCCGUGACAUCAGCUUGCAAAGCAGAUAUUGGCAAGAUGCCAUCAGCACUAUUUUAUGCAACAAAAAAUUUUUCUCUCUUUAACGAAACACAACCAGUUUACUACAUAACAGGUUACUACAUGAGUAUCAGACCAAAAACAUAACAGGUAUUUUUUUUUUUACCAAAGGGUAUUAGAAACCCUAACACUCAUCAGCAUGUCCACAGGAAAAAUGGGCUGUUAUGUUGUAAACUGUCUGGAUGUGCUCAAGAAGAGAAAGAUUAUCUUAUGACAUAAAAAGUGCUGAAUGCAUCAGCUGAUUGCGCUGCUCGGUAAACUUGGCCAGAGGAGGAAAAACCAGUUUAUGUCAGCCCGGUGAGAGCACCUGUCACCUGUCUCAAACAGGCUCUCCUCCACACAGUCCUCAUUUAGAAAGUGCUUUACAAACUCGAACACUAACAGGUGGAUUUUCCUGUCUGAGUGCAGCUAGCCAAACAGCGACCAGCCACGUCCUGCUAAAGAGACAUACAGUGAAAGUGGACAGUAUAUUCUUGGUUUUAACAUGAAGCUCAUUGUUGUAGUCAGAGGCAGCAUAGAAGUGAUCCUCUUAGACUGAUUUUUAGUUUUAGUAUCAUUACUUUUCCUCUGAGUUAUCGAUUCUGUCACUAGUUAGCUAACAUAAACUAAUUUAAGUCUAU
This is a messenger RNA of Haplochromis burtoni (Burton's mouthbrooder), 3224 nucleotides long. It is a transcript of the gene retreg1, whose product is annotated as reticulophagy regulator 1. Gene Ontology annotation, biological process: reticulophagy; negative regulation of neuron apoptotic process. Gene Ontology annotation, cellular component: endoplasmic reticulum membrane. The record is from RefSeq and is a predicted model, not a curated record. NCBI's taxonomy places the organism in Eukaryota, Metazoa, Chordata, Actinopteri, Cichliformes, Cichlidae.